GUUGGCAACCGAAAAAAACACUCACUUACUGCUCCUCCAUACCUUCCUAAUCAAUCAACACUCCAAAAGGAGACAAAAAAUCAAUGUCUUUCUUCCUCACCAGUUUAUCUUAUAUUCUUAUGGAUUAAUAAUUAUCACCAUAAAAGGGGACUUGAUAGGUGAAUUACAAGAAGUACAAUUCACUAGCCUUGUUCUAUCUUCAUCUCUGCUAUCUAUCUCUUCCAAUCUCUCCCACUUUAAUUUCCAUCGAAUUAUGGCCGAGCCUGUGGUUUCUGGGGUGCUGGGACAGUUGGCUUCCAUCGCAAUUGACUUGGCAAUGCAAGAGCUGAGGCUGGUAAAGGAUGCUGACAAAAACAUAUCCAGCUCAGAAGAAAGCUCAAAGACUUACAAGCUGUGCUGGAGGACGCCGAAAGGAAACAACUGGACGAUGCCGGUGUUAGACGUUGGUUGGAGAAGCUCACUGAUGUUUCUUACGACAUCGAUGAUGUGCUGGAGGAGUGGAGCACUGAAACUAUCAAAUCCGUAAUUCAGAAUCAAAAAGAAGCUGAUAAGAAGAAAAAGGUAUGUCUUCCAUUGACCUCUUCUUGCUUUUGUGUUAACCAACUUAAACGAGUUGGUGUUCGCCAAGAUAUUGUGCAGAGAAUCAAAGAGCUGAAUGAAACAUUAGAAGAGAUUGCCAAAGAAAAACAACAUUACUCAUUGGAAACAACAAAAGUUGUUCAAAAGCAGACAAGAGAGACUAUCUCCUUUCUUGAUGAGUCUCGAGUGUAUGGUCUGGAUGGGCCUAAGAGCGUUCUAAUUGAAAAGUUGCUCAAUGAGAGUGGUGAAGGGCGGCCUGGUGGUGGUAAAUCAAUUCCUGUUAUCAUCCCUAUUGUGGGGAUGGGGGGAAUUGGGAAAACCACUCUUGCCCAACUUGCAUUCAAUGAUGCAGAGGUCAAGACACACUUCUCCGAGCAGAUGUGGGCGUGUGUUUCAGACCCUUUUGACGAGAUUAAAGUUGCCAAAGCAAUUAUUGAAUCUCUCAAAGCUAGUCACCAAAAUUUAGGAACAUUGGAAGCUUUAUUCCAACGUAUUCGUGAAUCCAUCGAGGGAAAGAAGUUCUUUCUUGUCCUAGAUGAUGUAUGGAGCGAUGACCAUGAAAAAUGGGAAAAAUAUAUGCAAGUGCUUAGACUGGGUGCUGUAGGAAGUAGGGUGUUGGUAACAACCAGAAAAAAGGAAGUUGCGAUAAUGAUGGGAGCAGCCACCCAAAUGAUUACCCUGCAACUGCUGUCUGAUGAGCAUUGUUGGUCAAUAUUCAGUGCCUUGCAUUCAGGGAAAGAAACAGUGAAGAGUACAAAGAAUUUGAGAGAGUUGGGAGGCAAAUUGCAAGCAAGUGCAAAGGAUUGCCUCUGGUAGCAAAGAGCUUAGGAAGUUUGAUGCGUUCCAAGGUGACUGAACAGGAGUGGAAGGAUGUUCUAUCUAGUAGAUUCUGGGAGUUAAAAGAUGAACAAACCAAAACUUUUGCUCCAUUCUUCUUGAGCUAUUAUGAUUUGUCUCCUAGAGAAAGACGUUGCUUCUCUUAUUGUUCUGUAUUUCCUAAAGAUUUUGAGUUUUGGAGAGUUCAUUUGAUUGAGAUGUGGAUGUCACAAGGUUAUUUAAGUGGUAGUCAAAAUCCGGAGGAAGAAGGUGAAAAGUGCUUUCAAAUUCUAACCAUGCGGUCUUUCUUUCAAGAUUUCGGGGUAGGUUUCGAUGGAAGAAUUGUAAGUUACAAAAUGCACGACAUAUUGCACGACUUCGCCCAAUUUUUGACAAGAAACGAAUGCUCUACCAUGAGAGUUCAAGUUGAUAUGCAGAAAAGAGAGCGUCCUAGUGUUGAAAAGAUUCGUCACUCUUGGUUGUCAUUGGCACCUAAUUUUCCCAAAAUUCCUACUUUAGUAUUUGAUCAAGGAAAUCUCCGUUCCCUUUUCAUAGAUUGUGCAUCAGAUACUAGUUUAGGUGAUGAAAAUAUGGUGUUCUUUCAUCAAAACUUUCGUUAUCUAAAACAUCUUAGAACACUACGUUUCAGAUCUAGCAAAAUAACAAAGGUUCCAGAGCAAAUUGGGCAGUUGAUGCAUUUGAGAUAUCUGAUCAUGUACGAAAGCAUGUAUGUGCAAGAAUUGGUUGAUGAAGUAUGUGAUUUAUGUAAUUUACAGACUUUAAUGAUUCAAGGAUGCAGCCGGCUUCAAAGACUACCAGAAGGGAUGGGAAAGCUAGUGAAUUUGAGACACCUUUACAUGCGUGGCUGUUAUGCAUUGGUGGGAUUUCCGAAAGGAAUUGGUCGACUAACUCAACUUCGGACGCUAGACACAAUGGUUAUACCAAAGAAGAAUGAAGCAGCAUAUUUUUUGAGUGUGGGAGAUUUGAAAAAGUUGAAUCGCCUUCGAUUUCAAAGGUAUGAUUUUGAAAUAAGUAAGUGCUGUAAUUUGAUAAAUCGGAGCGAGAGUGAGCUAAUGUAUUGGGAAUGUCUAGUAGGCCUAGUUCUAGAUUUUGGAGGGAUUGAUGAAAAGGAGGAAAUUAGAGACGAAGAAGAUGAAUUUGGGAUACUUGAAGCCUUACAACCACAUCCAAACUUGAGAUAUUUACGAAUCACCAAGUAUAAGGGUACCAAUUUGUAUCCCAAAUGGAUGAUGGGGUUGGAUAGGUUGACGGGGCUCCAGAUUAUAGACUGCAAGCAGUGUGAGAGUUUACAUCCUUUGGGAAGACUACUACCUUCACUCGAAGAGCUUGAGAUUGAUGGGUUGGAUAAAGUGGAAAAGAUAGGUGAUGAGUUUCUGGGACUUGGAGUGGAGCAAGCUGAAGCUGUCUCAUUCCCAAAACUGAAAGUGCUUCUGUUUUACAACAUGCGGGAUUGGGAAGAUUGGGAAGGCACUGCAGGCACUAGUCUUCAAUUGGGAGUUAUGCCGUGUCUAAAACUCUUAAGAAUUGAAAAUUGUGGCAAUCUCAAAUCACUACCACCCUAUCUCAAACUCACUCCAUUGCACACUCUGUGUAUCAACGCCUGCAGGAUGAUAUCACAAUCUCUGCAAAACUCAGAAGAGGAGUUUACCAAGAUUUCUCACAUCCCACGCAUCAUCAUUGAUGGUGAAGAGUCGAUCAAGAUCCGAGUAGAACAUCAGCGACAAUGAUAUUUCGUUUGAUUUCUAAAUCAACUUGUUAUAUAUGGAAAUUAAGGAUCAAGUGCUUGCCUAUAUGAUCUCUUACGUUCAGACGCACCAAGUUGGUAUUAUACCAAAGGGAUCGACGGGCAAAAUCUGGUCUACCAGAAAGACUGGAGGGUUUCUUGCGUCGAUCGGGCAAUAAAACUUGUGCAGACUGCGGAUCUCCAGAUCCAAAAUGGGUACCUUUAAGUUUCGGAGUACUAAUAUGUAUCAAGUGUUCUGGAGUGCAUCGAAGCCUUGGAGCGCAUAUAUCAAAGAUAUGGCUCAAACUAUUCGUGCUUCUUGACCUAGUCUUGUAACAGCAAAUUAUAUAAUUGCAGAUUUACAACCUUGUAUUGACAUUGCACUAAAAUUGCAAGCCUUCACAAUUUUUCACUGAGGAUGAAUUUACUGCUUUCUAAGGAAAGUUGAAAAGAAAGGUUAUACAUAACUUGACAAGCUCUGAAUCAGCCUUAACCAGUGUAAUCUCAACUUAUGGGAUUAUCAUCGUUCUAUGAUUUCAAGUUUUGGGAUUACUUAAUCACAGGUCACUUCCUUAAACUCAGCCUUUAUGAUUUAGUGCAAAUCCAUGAACAGUCAGUUAAAAGUAGGUGGUGCCAAAUUCAUUAGUUGGUUGGGAAAUCUACGUUAAUGAUAAAGCUUCUAGCCUGAAGCUCUCCCUCUCCAAUUAGCAACGUGCACAAGGUGGACAAAGGUGCUGGUGCUUGUUAAAGCUGUUAAAACUGACAAUUUUUAAAGCUUGAUAUGCAUGGUUGAACAAUGCGUCGCUAAAAGCAUAAUGAGUCGCUAAAUAAGAGACGAUAAUUAUGAGUCGCUAAAUAUUCAACUAUUAGCGACUAACAUAUUUAGCGACUCAACAUAAAAAUGUCGCUAAUAAAUUUUUAGCGACAUUAUGCAAAAGCAUCGCUAAAUAAUACAUCACUAUAAGUUAAUCGAUAUAAUGGGUCACUAAAAGACUAUAUGCGUGGCUAAAAACUCAAAUAUAGACUACUCACAUAGUACGUCGCUAAAUCUCCAUAUGCAUCGCUAAAAAGUUUAAAAUAGACGACUUUUAACUGAGUUGCUAAAACUAAAUAUGCAUCAGUGAUUUUUAAACUGAAUUGCUAAAAGGUGUUUUGAGUCGCUAAAAACUUUAAUACUGACGACAUGCAUAAUGCAUCGCUAAAAGUACGUAUAUGUCGCUAAAAACUUUAAUAAAGAUGACUCUUAAAAUGAGUCGCUAGUUAUCUUAUGGAUUUAGCGACAGAACAUUAGGCAAUUCUCUGUGAUCCAUUGUUAAAUAUUUUGUGCAACGCAUUUAUUGCGUCAUUUAUCAAUGCGAUUCUAGUUGUGCUGGAACACCAUUUAUCUAAAUCAGAAAAGCUACAAAAUAGUAUUUCGAAAACUGCUGUUCAAGGCCUAGAGAAGCACACAUAUUCAUCAUCCAGCAGUUAAAAGACUAGGGCGGUAAAGAAGAUUAAGAAUUGGUUGUAUCUUUCCCUCAAAAAAAGUUCAUUUCAAUUUAGAAAAACUUAAAAAUCAAGAAUCAUUAAUGAAAACAGAGAAUAAGGGGUGACUGAAUUGAAAAUGACGCCAUAAUGAUAUACAAAACUCCAUCACGCAUCGAGAUACAAUUACAACAUCCCUUUUAAUGUUUAAAUUCUUAUCAAUGUUAAUUCAAAGUAAGCAAGUUCACCACCUAAACUCUUGACCAUCAAUUUCUAUAAUCUUUCAACACUCUAUCUUGUUUUACAAAAUCAUAAGAGGUAAAAGGCUUAUGCUCUACCAGUUGAUAUAUUUAAUAAUAAACUCACUUGUAGUUGGUAAGGUAAUAAAAUGGACUGAAAAUUCUUUCUUUUUCAAACAUCAACCAAAAUUUUUCCUAGUAACUCUUAGGACCCCAUCU
Ziziphus jujuba (common jujube) is the source of this 5061-nucleotide messenger RNA. RefSeq names its product putative disease resistance protein RGA3. Bases 1416 to 3143 code for a protein of 575 amino acids. Gene Ontology annotation, biological process: defense response to other organism. The transcript is spliced from 5 exons. The record is from RefSeq and is a predicted model, not a curated record. Lineage: Eukaryota; Viridiplantae; Streptophyta; Magnoliopsida; Rosales; Rhamnaceae.